AUGGCCACCUCGACCACCGCCGCCCCGUCCUCACCCCCUCCUCCUCAUUCCGCAGACAGUAAGCAGUCUGAUGGCCCCGAAGUACCACCGUCUUCGCAGCCGCACGAGGAGGCCAGCCCCGACGCAAAGGGGAAGGGCAAGGACAUCGACCCUGAGCCCCAGGCCGGGGACAGCUCUGCUUCUCCAUCCGACUCUGCUGGUUCUCCCACCCCUGCUGCCUCCUCAUCGACGACGCCAGCACCCGCAGCGCCCGCAGUGACAGCCAGCGCGGGCGACUGGCAGGCGAUCUUUUCGCCCGCACACAACGCGUACUACUUCUACAACACACAGACGCAAGAGACGACAUGGACGAAUCCGCUCCAGCCCGCGCCUCCAGCCGGUGCGUCCGCUGACCCCUCCGCCCCAGGCUCCUCCGCGUUGCCGGUCUCGGCGUCGGCGCCAGCAAUCGCCGCGAUGUACGACCUCCAGGCCGCUGCGGCUGCCCAGGGCAUCGACCCCGCGCUCGCACACCUCGACCCGUCGCUCGCCGCAGGCCCGUCCAACCCCGCAGCGUUCACGUAUACGGCCAAGUUCAAUGCACGCACGGGGACAUUCGCCCGCCCGGAUGGCCGUGACCCGUCGCACUUGUCCGAGUAUGAACGGGCGAAGCGGAUGAGCGAGUUCUACUUUGACGUCAACGCUUGGGAGCAGGAGGUAGAGGCACGCAAGCUUGAGGAAGCACACGAAGAGGAGAGUAAGAAGCGGAAGAGGCCAACGAAAAAGGACCUGGAGCGGUUCAAAGAACAGAAAAAACAGAAGAAGAUCGCGAAAACCGCUUGGUUGCGUACAUGA
Molecule: messenger RNA, 831 nt
Organism: Rhodofomes roseus
Lineage: Eukaryota; Fungi; Basidiomycota; Agaricomycetes; Polyporales; Fomitopsidaceae
Exons: 2
Coding region: 1-831 (276 amino acids)
Molecular function (GO): protein binding
Source: RefSeq, a predicted model, not a curated record